This is a messenger RNA of Uranotaenia lowii, 1225 nucleotides long. RefSeq names its product inhibitor of growth protein 4 (gene Ing5). Gene Ontology annotation, cellular component: nucleus. Lineage: Eukaryota; Metazoa; Arthropoda; Insecta; Diptera; Culicidae. The record is from RefSeq and is a predicted model, not a curated record. Gene Ontology annotation, biological process: regulation of DNA-templated transcription. The transcript is spliced from 5 exons. Bases 104 to 973 code for a protein of 289 amino acids.
UUCAAUUUAAUGGCUGCCCAACCUGCCUCAACCAGUUGAAGAGAAUCAAAAUUCGAUAAAUUAAGGUCAUUUUACGGGGAAAUAUUGCUCACUCAAGACAGCAAUGACGUCGGCUCUGUAUCUAGAACACUAUCUGGAUGGUUUGGAGCAUUUGCCCAAUGAACUGAAACGAAAUUUCACUCUAAUGCGAGAUCUCGAUUCCCGGGCCCAGGUGCUGAUGAAAUCAAUUGAUGAGAAGGCUAACGAGUUCAUGAAACAACUAGUCAACCCGAAGGAGAGCUUCCCGGAAGAUGUCAAAAAGGAAAAACUGAGAGCCAUUCAGGAACUGUUCAACAAAGCCAAGGAAUACGGCGACGACAAAGUGCAGCUAGCGAUUCAAACCUACGAGCUGGUAGAUAAACACAUUCGCCGAUUGGACUCGGAUCUGGCCCGGUUCGAGGGUGAAAUCCAGGACAAAACGCUCACUUCCCGGGAAAAGACAACCGAAGAAACGGUCACCAAAAAGGGUGGCCGCAAGAAGGUGAAGGACACAAAGGGUUCGGCCAAGAAGAAGCGUGCCCACUCGUCCGAGGAUGAGGGAAGGGCCGGAACAGGUACGGGUGGGUCCGGAUCAGCUGGAACGGCAGCUGGCGGUUCCAGUGGGGCCAAUGGUAAAGGCAAGAACAACAAGAAGCAGAAGGUAAAUCAAGAAAAAGAAGGCCGCAAGGGCCAAAAGAAAAACGCCGAUCUGGAUGACAGCGCCCAGGAUGGUGGACACUCGACUCCACAUCCAAGCGAUGUGCUAGACAUGCCGGUGGAUCCCAACGAACCGACCUACUGUCUGUGCCACCAGGUGUCCUACGGUGAAAUGAUUGGCUGCGAUAACCCCGAUUGUCCGAUCGAAUGGUUCCACUUUGCUUGCGUGGGGUUGACCACCAAACCGAAAGGCAAAUGGUUUUGUCCCAAAUGCUCGCAGGAUCGAAAGAAAAAGUGAACCGCCGGCAGCAGCGAUAUUGGUCGCGCUUCUUGGCACUACUUUUAAGCUACAAAUACAAUGUAUCCUAAUUCCUAUGUCCGAUUUAUUGUGGAAAGCGAGUAAGAAUGUGAGAAUCUGCAUAAAUAUUUGGAGACACGCGUGUCGAGCGCUUAAAAGUGCUUCUCGAAAGAAAUAAGAAUGUUGUGGUGCGUAUUUCGUCAUCGUUCAAACAUUAAACGGAGGUUUCUCUUUGAUCUUAAAUAAGUACCA